This is a messenger RNA of Rotaria sp. Silwood1, 627 nucleotides long. NCBI's taxonomy places the organism in Eukaryota, Metazoa, Rotifera, Eurotatoria, Philodinida, Philodinidae. The record is from the annotation of a GenBank genome assembly.
AUGAAAUGUAUUCAACUUAUUCCUAUUCAAUAUGAUUCAUCAUUUGUCUACUCAAUAGAUUAUUAUAUUAUCUCAAAAGUUCAUAAAUGUUAUAAUAUUGUCUCAUACAAUUCUUCACAAAUAAUACUUUUUUCUAAUGAAUGUCGUGAAUUAUGUUUAGAUGAAUAUUGUCUUCUUUUCGAUAAUCAAUCGAAUCGAUCGAUUAUUAAUAUAUUCUAUUCACAAUCAUUAAACUAUGAAGAAAUUAAUUCUACAACAAAUAAUAUAUCAUCGUAUGAUUAUUUCUUAUUGGACAAAUGUGGUACAACAAAUCCUACUAAUAAAAUAUUAUUAAUUGUUAUUUUUAUACUUAUUGCUAUUGUUGUUAUAUUAACAAUAGCAGUUAUUUUGAAUAGUCAAGAUCAGCCGAAAAUCAAUAAUACAGAAUAUCGUGGCUUUUACACUGAUGUAGACAAUGAUCAUUUUCCACAUAUCAUUGAAAAUCAUAAUCAUGUGUCAUUACCAUCUCAGCCUCUGCUUCGUAAAUUAUCAUCUACAGUUCGUGAUACUUUGACGUUAAAUUCAAAUGCAAGUGGAUACGAAGCAUUAGAAGAAAAGCUAUCGUCACCAUUAGUCUUUAGAUUAUGA